This is a messenger RNA of Dichomitus squalens LYAD-421 SS1, 1207 nucleotides long. RefSeq lists its product as uncharacterized. The transcript has 7 exons. The record is from RefSeq and is a predicted model, not a curated record. Bases 1 to 1206 code for a protein of 401 amino acids. Lineage: Eukaryota; Fungi; Basidiomycota; Agaricomycetes; Polyporales; Polyporaceae. Gene Ontology annotation, cellular component: endoplasmic reticulum. Gene Ontology annotation, biological process: macroautophagy.
AUGUCUCGUCCCCCCCGGCGGCCUAGACCGCAAUACACGCCGCCGUCGUCUUCGGAGUUCAUCCAGGCGCCCCAGUAUGCUUCUUCCCGGUCGACAUACCCCACAUUUCUAUCUCUACAAGAGACUGCCUGGCUGCAGCUGUCGUGUGCCGGUCGCGGGCUCGUCGAUGCGUUCAGAUGGGACACAGUUGUUAGACUCGCCGCCAGCGACUCUGAGGUCCGAUCGAAUGUAUUCAAGUCCCUCAUGCUGAACACGGUCUCGUUGGUGUCUAUCUACUUCUUUGAUUGGCUACUCCUUCCAUUGGCGCAAUCGCAGCAAAAGUGGUUUCAUCGAAACCUUGGGUGGUUCUAUCAGGUCCUCUGGCUGCUCCCGGUCGUCGGGAUAUCCUUCUAUCUCAACAGCUCAUGGUGCACGCUCAUAGCCAAACGCACCUUCACUAUUCAACAUGGCACCCGCGCUGCUGCGCAGCCGCCGUCUACCUAUAGCGGCAUGCUCAACGCGCUCGCAACGUCGGCGUAUCGCGCGGUGAUGGUGUUUACUUCUGUCGUCCUUUCAUUCGCCCUUUCCUACGUUCCCUAUGUUGGGCCACCAGCAGGAUUCGCAUUCCUAUGCUGGGUUGAUGCUUAUUAUUGCUUUGAGUUUAUUUGGAUCGCACGCGGGCUAUCGUUAUCGCGACGCGUACGGCAUCUAGAGGAACGGUGGGCGUAUUACUUUGCCUUCGGACUACCCUCCGCAGCAUUAUGCACAUGGGGCAGCAGUCUCGCGAACGCUGCUCUGUUUGCCUUAUUCUUCCCCGCGUACAUCAUUAUGGCGAUGUAUGCUAAGCCGGUCCCACUGGAUCCAUAUGACCCCACAUCAUCGGCCAGAGGCGGGUCCGGGAAUGAUGACACGAUUCAUUAUCCUUCGCCGCUCAUCCCGAUCCGCAUACCGGUCUUCGCGCCCGUGAUUUUCUUGAACGAUUGGAUCGUCCGAAUACUCAGCGUCGGCGCCGGAGGAAGUGCUAGUGCGAGUUAUAGCGGCAGCGGCCGGGGUGGAGCAAGACAUCAACGCGCUCCUAGUGAUGGCGCAGAGAGCAUUGAAGAGGGCGAGGCGGUGGACAUGGACACAAUGAGCGCGAGAAGUCCAGCCGGUGACACUGGGAGGGUGAGGAUACGGGGACUUGGCCAGUCCGUACCUGCUGCGAGGACAGGGCGGAAGUUUGAUUAGC